Messenger RNA from Nicotiana tabacum (common tobacco), 1462 nucleotides. The record is from RefSeq and is a predicted model, not a curated record. NCBI's taxonomy places the organism in Eukaryota, Viridiplantae, Streptophyta, Magnoliopsida, Solanales, Solanaceae.
AUGGUAAACAAGGUUUUGCUCCCUCGUACUGAAAGAAGGUCAAUUACAUAUCGAGCAGACCUGCCUGGCAUUAUGAUAGAACAUAUGCAAAAGGUGGCAGAGUUUAAGGAUGGUAAUCAUGGUCUGCCUUAUGGGUUCCUUCUCACCAAGGUGUUUGAGUUCUUCAAAGUCCCUUUGAGAAAAUCUAAGGUGGGUACUCGUAAGCAAACCUUCUCCAAGACCACUCUGGAGGAGUGUGAGUGUAUUGAUAAAGUUGGAGGGGUUGGCAGCACUUCUACUAUCUCCCAGUUGAUCAAUGCCCAAAACAGCGCCACUGAUGAAAUCAGGAAGCUGAAGGCAAGGAAUGCCAUUCUUGAGGGUCAGCUAAAUCAGCUUCAGGAGGCACCUGGCUCUAGUAGCUCUCAAAGCACAAAGGUUGCCCGUCAGACCAAGGAGAAUGUCGAUCUCAAGAAACAGGUUGAGGACCUGAAGGAGAAAAUGCUCAAUGAGCAGAUGUCCACAAACUCCUCAAAACCCUUGCCUCUUCCUCUAAGCCUUCCCCUUCCAGUGCUCCCUAGAGAGUGUGCCCUUUCCAGGGAUGGUAAAUUCUGUGGUGGUCUUGACAUCAACCUAGUUCAGAAUGUUCAAAAGAACGGGGAUAUCUCACUUCUACCGGAUGCAUCAGUUGAUCUUGUGAUUGACAUAAUAGAAAAUGGGAAGAAGCCUUCUGUUGCUGCUAUUCAAGGAUUUGCCCUUGGUGGUGGCUUGGAGUUGGCCAUGGGGUGCAGUGCUAGAAUUGCAACGCCGAGGGCUGAGCUUGGUCUACCUGAACUUAAGCUUGGAAUUAUUCCUGGUUGUGGAGGCACUCAGCGUCUUCCAAGGCUUGUUGGGACAUCAAAGGCCGUUGAUAUGUUGAUGUCAUCCAAGAUCAUUACCUCUGAAGAAGGGAAGGACUUGGGACUUAUCAAUGAUGCUGUAUCUUCCGAAGACCUCUUAACAGUUUCUCGUCUCUGGGCAUUAGAUAUUGCAGAAGGACGGCAAACCCGUCUUAAUACACUUCAAAGGACAGAUAAAAUUGAACCUAUACGCGAGUCAUCUGCUAUCCUGGAAACUGCUAGGCAAAAGAUUUUGAAGACAUCUCCAAGUAUGCCUCAUUAUAAAGCCUGCCUCGAUGUGAUUGAAGAGGGCAUCAUUUCUGGAGGUUAUGCUGGAGUUUUGAAGGAGGACAAGGUUUUAAGAGAAUUAGUCCUCUCAAAAUCUGCUAGAGCUCUGCUUCAUGUAUAUUUUGCUGAACGAGCAACAUCAAAGGUACCAUGCAUUACUGAUUGUCAGCUUAAACACCAGAAGAUAGAGAAGGUUGCUGUUAUAGGUGGUGGUUUAAUGGGCUCUGGUAUUGCCACAGCUCUUAUACUCAGUUCUGUACAAGUCAUUCUGAAAGAAAUUGAUUAUGACUGUCUGCAAAAGUCACUUAAAUCAAUAGAAG